UCAGCUUAGUGUGCCUGAAUGUGAGAUCUUAGAGAAAACUUCAGAGAGAAAGAAGCAUUCUUGUUUUUCCUCCUGCUGCUUAUAUGCAUAUUACUUGGAAUUAAGAAAGCUCUGGACAAAUGGUUUGAAAAAAAAAAAAAAAAAAAAAAGCAACCUAAGCAGUAUGAACGUCUCGUCUCCAUCUGAGAUGAAGCAGCUUUGGAAGAUGAUCUUUCCGCUCCUUAUCCUCCUUUACUUAAUAGAAGCUGUCAAGUCUCAAGUAAAUCCAGGUGUGUGUCGGUCUCCAUUAGGAAUGUCUGUAGGACAGAUUUUAGAUGAAGACAUCUCAGCUUCCAGUCAGUGGUCUGACUCCACAGCAGCAAAAUAUGGCAGAUUGGACUGUGAGGAGGGAGAUGGUGCAUGGUGUCCUGAAAUCCCAGCAGAACCAGAGAAUAUGAAAGAGUUCCUGCAGAUUGAUCUCCGUUCUCUGCACUUUAUCACUUUGGUGGGCACUCAGGGUCGUCACGCAGGAGGCAUCGGUAAUGAGUUUGCUCAGACGUACAAGAUCAAAUACAGCCGUGAUGGCAGCCGCUGGAUCUCCUGGCGCAACAGGCAGGGCAAACAGGAGAUUGAGGGGAACAGGAAUGCCUAUGACAUUGUACUAAAGGACUUGGAGCCGCCCAUCAUUGCACGGUUCGUCCGCUUCAUGCCCAUUAUCGAUCAUUCCAUGAACGUUUGCAUGCGUGUGGAACUGUAUGGCUGUGAGUGGCUCGAUGGCUUGGUUUCAUAUAAUGCUCCACUUGGCCAGCAGAUGACUCUUAAUGGACAGUAUAUUUAUCUCAAUGACACUGUGUAUGACGGAGCCAUGAGUUACAGUAUGACAGAAGGUCUUGGACAACUGACGGAUGGCAUGUGUGGCCUAGAUGACUUCUCACAUAGUCAUGUGUACAAUGUUUGGCCUGGUUAUGACUAUGUUGGCUGGGCCAACGAGAGCUUUCCCAAUGGUUAUGUUGAGAUCAUGUUUGAGUUUGACCGCACCCGUAACUUCACCACAAUGAAGGUACAUUGCAACAACAUGUUCUCUCGAAGGGUGAAGACCUUCCAGAAGGCGGUGUGUUAUUUCCGCUCUGAGUCAGACUGGGAAGCCACACCCAUUUCAUUCAGCCCUGUGAUGGACGAUGUCAACCCUAGUGCCCGCUUUGUCACCGUCUCACUUUACAAUCAUAUGGCCAGUGCUAUUAAGUGCCAGUACUAUUUUUCUGAUAUCUGGAUGAUGUUCAGUGAAAUCACCUUCCAGUCAGAUACAGCAAUGUAUAAUACAACCCUUGCUCCCCCCAAGACUGGUCCUCCCACCAGCAGCCAGCCAGGGGAUGACCCCACUCACAAAGUAGAUGACAGCAACACACGGAUUCUGAUUGGCUGCUUGGUUGCCAUCAUCUUCAUCUUAGUGGCCAUUAUUGUUAUUAUACUAUGGAGACAAGUGUGGCAAAAGAUGCUUGAGAAGGUGUCUCGGAGGAUGCUGGACGAUGAACUAACUGCUAGUCUGUCAAUACAGAGCGAGACCUUCACCUAUAACAACAACAACAGCCCCUCCUCAGUGCCCAGCGAGCAGGAAUCCAGCUCCACCUAUGAACGGAUCUUCCCACUGGGAACUGACUACCAAGAGCCAUCCCGCCUCGUCCGCAAACUGCCUGAGUUCUCUCAGACUUCAGAGGAUGCUUCAUCAACAAGUACAGCUUCCAAGUCCGCUCAAGCAAGUGCACAAGAUGGUGCUCCACAUUACGCUGAGGCAGACAUUGUCAACCUGCAAGGUGUGACUGGGGGCAACCUGUACGCUGCGCCUGCCCUCGCCAUGGACUUGCUGUCAGGGAAAGAUGUUGCUGUGGAAGAGUUUCCACGAAAAUUGCUUACCUUUAAAGAAAAGCUUGGAGAAGGACAGUUUGGAGAGGUGCAUCUGUGUGAAGCAGAAGGCAUGCAAGACUUUAUGGAUGAGGACUUCUCCUUCGAUGUCAUCGAAAACCAAACAGUGCUUGUUGCUGUUAAGAUGCUUCGAGCGGAUGCAAAUAAAAAUGCUAGGAAUGAUUUCUUGAAGGAAAUAAAGAUCAUGUCACGGUUGAAAGACCCCAACAUUAUCCGGCUCCUGGCAGUGUGUAUGAGCUCCGACCCUCUGUGUAUGAUCACUGAGUACAUGGAGAAUGGAGACCUUAAUCAGUUCCUGUCUCGCCACGAGCCCGAGGGCAUGAUCGCUCUUCUCAGCAACGCUCCAACAGUCAGCUAUAGUAACCUACACCACAUGGCCUCACAGAUUGCUUCAGGCAUGAAGUACCUCUCCUCUCUCAACUUUGUGCAUCGGGACUUGGCCACCCGCAACUGCCUAGUGGGGAAGAACUACACUAUCAAGAUUGCAGAUUUUGGCAUGAGUAGGAACCUGUACAGUGGAGACUACUACCGCAUCCAGGGCAGAGCUGUGCUGCCCAUCCGCUGGAUGUCCUGGGAGAGCAUUCUUCUGGGGAAAUUCACCACAUCCAGUGAUGUCUGGGCUUUUGGAGUAACCCUUUGGGAGAUGCUUACCUUCUGUAAAGAGCAGCCCUACUCACAGCUAUCAGACGAGCAGGUCAUUGAAAAUACAGGGGAGUUCUUUCGGGAUCAAAGGAGACAGAUAUACCUGCCCCAGCCGCCAAUUUGUCCUGACUCCAUCUACAAGCUCAUGUUAAGCUGCUGGCACAGGAACACCAAAGAACGGCCAUCAUUCCAGGAGAUUCAUCGUACCCUACUGGAGUGCAAGCCAUAGUGUCGACUUAUUUGCCAACCUUGGCACCUUCAGAGACAUUUCAGUGCUCCCACAGGACUCCAGUCAAUCAUACACUACAACAGGCACUUAUAUCUUCUCCCGUAUAGACAGAGAGAGAAGAAUCCAUCAUUCUUCUGUAGCAAUUUUUACUGUGAGUGUGCAAAGGCAAACUGAUAUAUAUUGUCAAAUUGAACAAUGCGGUUUUUUACCCCCCUUAACUAAGUGUAGUUGGCUGGUAUACAAUAACUGGGCAGCACUAGGCCAAAAUAAAUGUAGCAAUGAAUUUAGGCACCUUUAACACAGAAGGAUUAGAUUUUACACGCUGUGCAUUUUCUCCAAAUUACUCUAUCUAGGAUAUCUGUCUAAAGUUAGAAACAAACUGGCAUUGGGAAAUAAUUUGCUGUAACAAUGUAAAAGGGAAAGGAUGCGGCAAGAAUGCUUGACAAUAUAAAUAAUAAUUUAAUAAUAAACUUAAACAAAAAGACAAAGACAAAGACACAUGCCGGGCAACUGCCCGUAAUACUCUCUCUCUCUCUGGAACUGCUGCCUCUGGUGCAUUUGUCCCUCUUUAGGGCUUGAUUAGCCUGAUUAGCCUGAUAUUAGGCCGGGUCGUGCAGCAUCACGACCCGGCCCCGCCCUCCUCACUGCCACAUUUGCCUUUUGUGAUUAACAUUUCCAUGUUAAUGUUGUGUUCAGUAUUUUGGGGCCGAAGACAGCUUGAAUGUAAAUAAGAAUGCAUUUUAAUUGACAUUCAGAUUCAGCUUUGGUUUUAUCUUGAUGUCUCAAUGUCUGUGCAUAUGUUCAUCUCAUUUAUUAAGAAGUAUUUUGUUAUUUUUUUUUAAAUAUUAUUAUUCUGGAGUAAGCUAAAACACACUUUCAACCAAGUAGAUUAACAUUUUUUUAGCUUUUUUUUUUUUUAAGUGCAUUAAUCUGGUUUUCACACAAUUUCAAAAUCAACAUUUGAAAAAGCAAACCUAACAUGCAAACUUUUCCAUUGGUCAAAGAAUUGUAAUAAUAAUAAUAAUAAUAAUAAUAAUAAUAGUGAUAUCCUGAAACUACAUAUAGUGUUAAUAUUUAAAUGUAUUACAUUAUAAAAGUGUUUGUGCUUUUCCUCGUGUUAUUCACUAGAAUCUUCCUAUGGUGGUUAUUUAAGACUUGUAAAGGUGAAACUGAACAUCUUUUAUUUUGUUGUUUUUUUGUUUUUUUGUUGCUCAAAACAACUUUUGCAUCAUGUCAUGCUAAUAGCUGAAAUUUUAGCAUUCUCAUAUUUGUAAAUCAACUUUGAAUUUCCAUAACUUUUACAGAAAUCACUGAAGUUACACAAGUUACUUGCAUGAAGUUGGAUGAAAUCCAAUAGUAACAUUACUUUGUACUAAUCUCACAUUUUUCAUUGUAUGUCCUAUGUCAAAUGUCAAAUGUCUUCAUUUUUUUUUCCUUUCUGGGUAUUUUUUAUCAAACAGGGAACACUAUUUAUGCACAUUGAUUAUCGUCAUUUUAAUGUUGAGUAUCAAUAGAACAACUGAAAAGCUUUACUAAA
This is a messenger RNA of Myxocyprinus asiaticus (Chinese sucker), 4307 nucleotides long. RefSeq names its product discoidin domain-containing receptor 2-like. The transcript has 17 exons. Gene Ontology annotation, molecular function: protein tyrosine kinase collagen receptor activity; ATP binding; collagen binding. The record is from RefSeq and is a predicted model, not a curated record. NCBI's taxonomy places the organism in Eukaryota, Metazoa, Chordata, Actinopteri, Cypriniformes, Catostomidae. The coding region runs from base 164 to 2770 and encodes 868 amino acids. Gene Ontology annotation, cellular component: signaling receptor complex; membrane. Gene Ontology annotation, biological process: multicellular organism development; positive regulation of kinase activity; protein phosphorylation.